This is a messenger RNA of Cannabis sativa, 1586 nucleotides long. RefSeq lists its product as uncharacterized. Lineage: Eukaryota; Viridiplantae; Streptophyta; Magnoliopsida; Rosales; Cannabaceae. The transcript is spliced from 6 exons. The coding region runs from base 124 to 1122 and encodes 332 amino acids. The record is from RefSeq and is a predicted model, not a curated record. Gene Ontology annotation, cellular component: nucleus.
AUUGUCAUUACCAAGGAGAGAGAGAAAGAAAUGUAAGAUCGAGGAGAGAGAGAGAGAUAAGCUUUUCUUUUAGAGAGAGAGAGAGAAAGAGGGUGAAAUAUAUGAAAGCAGUGAGAAGUAGAAAUGGUAACGGACCAGGAAAUUUCGCAGGCUCUGCAAACCCUAAUUCAGGAAUCGUCCAACAACAGCGGAAUCAACUCUUUAAACGACCUUGUUCAGGAGCUGGAGAAGAAGCUAGGCCAAGACCUUUCCCACAAGGCUGAUUUCAUCCGAAACCAGAUCCAUUUCAUCUUCCGAGCUCACCCCACUGCGCCCCAGCAACACCAACAACCCCAGCCCCAGCACCAGUCUCAGUCUCAGCCUCACCCUCCGCCUCCUCAGCUCAAUGAUCGUUUUGCUCCUCACCAAAACCCUAAUUUUCACCCUACUCCAUCCGCCUUCCAGACUUUUUCUAUCCAUCCUCAGCCACCGCCGGUUAACCACGCGGUCACCGCCAAAGAUGAGCCCGUUUCUGCUACCGACCGCCCUAAAGAGGGUACUCAAACUAAACCUAAGAGGAAAGGUGGCCCAGGGGGACUAAACAAACUUUGUGGUGUUUCACCAGAACUUCAGACUAUUGUUGGCCAGCCUGCUCUUCCAAGGACUGAGAUAGUUAAGCAACUGUGGGCUUACAUAAGGAGGAAUAAUCUCCAAGAUCCUAGUAACAAAAGGAAAAUAAUAUGCAAUGAUGAGCUGCGAUUGGUAUUUGAGACGGACUGUACUGAUAUGUUCAAAAUGAACAAAUUACUUGCUAAACAUAUUAUACCUCUCGAACCUUCAAAAACUCCUAAGAAGGCUAAGGUGGAGGUUGAGUCUGGUGCAAAGGGCACAGAUUCUGGUCCUUCUGUGAUUGUAUCUGAAGAACUUGCAAAGUUUUUUGGUGUUGGUGGAAGGGAAAUGCUCCAGUCAGAGGUUUUAAGACGUAUCUGGGAAUACAUUAAGGUCAACAAUCUUGAGGAUCCUUUAAACCCCAUGGCUAUAAUAUGUGAUUCAAAGCUUCAAGAGCUCUUUGGUUGUGAUAGCAUCUCCACACUGGGGAUGCCAGAGGCUUUGGCACGCAGCCAUAUAUGCCAAAAACCUUGAUUGGCUGUUUUCUGUUGCAGAUCAGUUGGUAUUUGCUCGUUGAUAUCGAUGAUAGGGAAGCUAUAGUUAUCUAUAUAAUGUAUGAGGUCGUGGCCAAUAUUUGUUAGUGGCGCCAUGGAUCUAGGGUUAUGGAUUGACUGACUAGUUAGGUUAGAAUGACCCGUGGAAAUUUCUAACACCUGUAAAAAAGGGCAGAAGUAGAAGGAAUGGUUGAAGAAAAAAACACAAAGUAUCAUGUAUUUAGUUGUUAUUAGCUCAUUUUCAGUGUUGAAUGAUGUUUAUUUAUUUAUUUUGUUUCAAUGGUCUGCAGCUUACAAGUUCUGUACGUAUUUUCAUGGUUUUUUAUUUAUGUAUAGGCCUUGUUCUUACAAUACCCCAUGUAAGGAUAUAAUUCCCCUUGUUAAAUACGUUCAUUAUUUUUUUAUACAAAAUGGGGAUCGGAUGUCUUCCCCCAAGUUCGCAUA